AUGGCCAUGAACGCGGCCACCAAGGCACAGAGGUCCGUGCAGAUGCCUGGCCGGGUAGUGCCCAAACGGCGACCAUCCCCGGAGCGCCUGCAUGUUAAGUCUAACCUUGAGGCCAAUCCACAGUACUUUGGGACAGCGAGUGAAGACGACGAGUCCGUUGAGCUCGUUGCGAGCCUUCAGCCGAAGGCGGCGCGUGCAAAGGCUUCCAAAACGGUACGAUGA
Messenger RNA from Fomitopsis serialis, 222 nucleotides. RefSeq lists its product as uncharacterized. The transcript has 4 exons. Bases 1 to 222 code for a protein of 73 amino acids. The record is from RefSeq and is a predicted model, not a curated record. NCBI's taxonomy places the organism in Eukaryota, Fungi, Basidiomycota, Agaricomycetes, Polyporales, Fomitopsidaceae.